This is a messenger RNA of Hyla sarda, 3611 nucleotides long. RefSeq names its product nucleotide binding oligomerization domain containing 1 (gene NOD1). Gene Ontology annotation, biological process: inflammatory response; positive regulation of transcription by RNA polymerase II; positive regulation of MHC class I biosynthetic process. The coding region runs from base 362 to 3160 and encodes 932 amino acids. The transcript is spliced from 12 exons. NCBI's taxonomy places the organism in Eukaryota, Metazoa, Chordata, Amphibia, Anura, Hylidae. The record is from RefSeq and is a predicted model, not a curated record. Gene Ontology annotation, molecular function: protein binding.
UGCAGUGGGCGGGAAAAGAAUGUUGGCAUUGUGACAGCUGACAUUUCUCUGACAAGUAGCGAGUAGUGCUGAGGUCCGAAUGAUCGCGGUAAUGGGCGCAGUCCUGGCUGCCUUGAGGUGACUACCGCAUUCUGUCAUGCUCUCUCCUCAUCACUGAGCUGUAGUUUUGCUACUUUACGGCAGAGACAGAGUUGCAGAACUUGUUUUCGUUACUUUGUCAGCCUUGCGAUUUUAAGUAGUAUGGAUACCUCAUCCCCGGCCGGCCGAUUCCGGGACAUGUGAUGGCACUAAAGGCUGAAAAAAGCCUUCGGUGAAGGCCCAACAAUUAUAUGAAUAUGUGAGAACUUGCUGUACCAAAAUAAUGGAACUGCAACAGCCCAGACAUCAGUCUUAUGUUCAUUUAAUUUUAACAAGUCGAGAAACAUUGGUCGGUCUUAUAAGAAACAUCAAUUGCUUACUUGAGAAUUUGGUCAACCAUGGAUAUUUUUCACAAGAAGAUUCAGAAAUUGUUCUGCAGUUUCCUACAAGGGCAGAAAAGAUUCGUCAGAUUCUUAAUCUGGUACAAAGCAAGGGGGAGGAAGUUGCUGAAUGUUUCAUAUAUGUCCUUCAAAAAGUACCCGAAGCUUACUUUGAUCUGAAGUCUUGGUUAACUGAAAUCGAUUUUCAACCAUCAGAACAAAUAAAAAGUUUACAUGUUACGAAUAAUGACCCUGUUACUUUAUACAGCACGAAGCUCAAACAAGAAUUAUGUAGUGAUUCCAAAUUUGUAAAGUCUUACUCUGAGAAAGAGGAGUUGAUUCUCCAGGAAACUUACGUUAAUGGGGUUAUGGAAUUGGUGAAUGACAAAAAUGAAACUAUGGGACAAGUAAAAGAUCUGAAUUCCUUGUUUGAUGACAUCGGGGUGAUCAAUGAAGAAGGAGGAACCACAUUUAUCUAUGGUGAUGCUGGCAUGGGAAAGACGCUUCUGAUCCAAAAAAUUCUAAAUAUUUGGGCAAGAGGAAAAUCUUACUCUGACAUUAAAUUUUUUUUUAGGUUUCGAUGUCGGACAUUUGUAUUUUUUAAUGCCAACACUAGGAUCUCUUUAAAGGAUUUACUCUUCAGGUACAACUGCUAUCCAGACCAUGAUCCAGAAGAAGUGUUUCGAUAUAUAUUGACAUUUCCAGAAAGUGUAAUGUUCACUUUUGAUGGCUUUGAUGAAAUGCAUUCCAGUUUUGACUUAAGCAACAUUCCAGAAGUUACUUUACCUACAGACACUGCACAUCCUGCAACACUGUUCAUGCAUCUACUGAGUGGAAAACUGUUAAAAGGAUCAAGGAUUGUUUUAACGGCAAGAACAGGUUGUCACGUCUCAGGGAAAUUUGUUAGAAAGAGAAUUAUGCUGCGUGGUUUCGGGGCAGAUAACCUAAUGGAAUAUACAAAAUUAUUCUUCAAGGAACCCAGCAUUCAGAUGCGUGUAUUAAACCACUUACAAGCCAACCAUAAUUUCAGCAGUUUAUGUUCCAUCCCCUUGUUUUGCUGGAUAAUAUUUAAGUCUUAUGAACAUUUUCACUCCAUGAAUGAGAGUCAUGAGUUUUCCAGCAGUUCUGUUACCCUUACUGAUAUAUUUUUACUCUUAAUUGAAGUUUACUUGAACUUGUCUACUAAAGGAACCCCUAGAAGUCAGACUGAAACUUACAAGAAGGGCAAAGACACAUUGCUUUUGAUAGGAAAGCUUGCCUAUAAUGGGAUGGACAGUUCAGUCUUUGUUUUUGACUAUGAUGCUAUCACAUCUCUUAACAUCCCAGAGCAAAAUCUCAAGUUGGGUUUUCUAAGACCUGUAAAAAAUUUCAAUGAAUCUGGUGAAGAUGGCUCUUUUGAAUUUUUUCAUGUGACACUUCAGUCCUUCUUCACUGCCUUAUUUCUUGUGAUCGAUAGUGGAACUGGCACUAAAGAGCUGCUAAAGUAUUUCGCUCAUUGUGCACACUCCCAACAAGAGGAGCUUCAACCCAACCUGAUGUCAUGUGUCUGUGAAAAGAAGUACAAGCAGGGGGAUCCAUUUGCAAAUAUUGAUCACUUACAGUUUAUUAACCUGUUUCUCUGCGGGUUGCUUUCAAAGCCAAAACAAGUUCUCCUUAGACAUCUAGUCCCAUCUUCUGUUUUAAAAGUAAAGAGAAAAGCUCUUAAGCAACAACUUUUCAGAAGUGUGAAAUUUCAUUUAAAAAACCUUCCUCGGUCAGAUUUUGGGGGAUACAACUGUGUUCAUGCAUUGACUCACUUCAUCUGGAUGGCACGAUGCAUAUGUGAGACUCAGUGUGAAAAGGUGGGGAAACUUGUAGCCAAGGGAAUAUGUGCAAAUUACAUUAAGCUAAGCUUCUGUGGGGCUUCUUCUUCUGAUUGUGGUGCCAUCUCCUUUCUUCUGAAUCAGUACCAGAAACAAAUUGCAUUGGAUUUAGACAAUAACAAUAUAAAUGAUUAUGGCGUGAAAGAGCUUAUACCAUGCUUCAGGAAACUCACUGUGGUCAGAUUAAGUGUGAAUCAGAUCUCUGAUGAUGGUGUCAGAGUUUUGGCUGAAGAGUUAACCAAGCACAAGGUCAUCAUAUUUCUAGGUUUGUACAAAAAUUUCAUAACAGAUUUUGGAGCCCGGUAUGUGGCACGCAUCAUUCUAGAAUGCCCCUUGUUAAAGCACGUGAAGUUGGGAUACAAUAAGUUCACUGCUGUGGGUGGAAAACAUAUUGCACAGGCUUUACAAAAGAACACCAGCAUUUGUGAUGUGGGCAUGUGGGGAAAUCGCAUUGGUGAUGAAGGAGCUCAGGCAUUUGCAGAAGCAAUAAGAAAUCAUCCCCAUCUGAAAGAUCUAAGUCUGGCCUGCAAUGAGAUAAGCUCGGUUGGAGGCAUAUACAUUGCUGAUGCUUUACAGCACAACAAGUCUAUCAGAACAUUAUGGUUGACAGAAAACAACAUCACAGAUGAGGCAGCCAAGAACUUUGCUGAAAUGCUGAAAGUGAACCAAACUCUUAAAAACCUGUGGAUAGUUAAAAACCGUAUCACUAACUAUGGAGCCAACAUACUGGCAGAAUCUCUGGAUCAUAACACUGAUUUGGAGGAGCUUUGUUUACAUAGCAAUCCUCUUACCCAUGACGAGAAGGAACCUUUUCACAAGAACUCAAGAAUUAAGACCUAGAUCCUGAAAAUUGAAAGGAACAGAUCUGCCUGUGAGCACUCGCUUAUGUUACACUUUAUUGGUCAUUACAAUUAUAUGCAACAACUUUAUCCUGUUAUACAAUAUACUGUGAAAGGCAUUAAGAUUCAAUAUAUUGGUUGCCUGAACUUGAUUAAAUACACUUUUUUUCUUAAUGGAGAAUAUUGGACAUUAUUUACUUUACUAUGGCUAAUGCACCAAAUGAAUUGUGACUUGCAACAAUUGAGACAUAUCUAUUAGGCAUGGUGCACAAAAACAGUAAAAUAAAAUGUUGGUACACUAUUUUUUCCCCUAGAGUAAGCCAACUAAUAGUUGCUCUAAAUUGGACUAGACAGUCUAAAGAUGUGCCAGUUUUAUCAGACAGCUUAAGCCACUGUGAUAAAUCUUGGCCAUUUGUAGAUUGUCUACUCUGCACUUGCCCUUUCUAAUAAUU